This is a messenger RNA of Mesoplodon densirostris (Blainville's beaked whale), 1124 nucleotides long. RefSeq names its product surfeit locus protein 1. Lineage: Eukaryota; Metazoa; Chordata; Mammalia; Artiodactyla; Ziphiidae. Gene Ontology annotation, cellular component: mitochondrion; membrane. Gene Ontology annotation, biological process: mitochondrial respiratory chain complex IV assembly. The record is from RefSeq and is a predicted model, not a curated record.
AUGGCUCGGCGCGCGCUGAGCUGGAGGCCGAACGUCGCUCGAACCACGUGGGCCGGGGCGGGGCCGGGAGGCGCCCCGGAAGCAGACGCCUCCAGAUCCCGGAAGCGCGCGCCGGGGCGGGGGAUGGCGGCGGCGCAGAGGCUGGGGCUGCGAGCGGCGGCGCUGGGGUCCCUGCUGCGGGCGGCGGGCGCGGGAUCGGCCCCGGCCCGCGCCGCCCGGAGGAGCGUCCUUGGGGUCAUCUCGCGCCCAGGGUUGGUCUGGAGGCCCAGCAGGUGUGGCAGCUCUUCAGCCGAAGCAACUGCCACAAAAACGGAAGACGACUCCUUCCUCCAGUGGUUUCUGCUUCUCAUACCUGUGACUGCCUUUGGCCUGGGGACAUGGCAGGUCCAGCGCCGGAAGUGGAAGCUACAGCUGAUCGCAGAACUAGAGUCUAGAGUUAUGGCCGAGCCCAUCCCGCUGCCCACAGACCCGAUGGAACUGAAGAACCUGGAGUACCGGCCAGUGAAGGUCAGGGGGCACUUUGACCACUCUAAAGAGCUGUACAUGAUGCCGCGGACCAUGGUGGACCCGGCCCGGGAGGCCCGGGAGGCCGGCCGGCUCUCGUCGGCGGCUGAGAGCGGUGCCUACGUGGUCACUCCCUUCCGCUGCACUGCCCUGGGAGUCACCAUCCUGGUAAAUAGAGGGUUUGUGCCCAGGAAGAAAGUGAAUCCAGAUACGCGGCGCAAAGGCCAGGUUGAGGGAGAAGUGGACCUAGUCGGGAUGGUGAGGCUGUCGGAGACCAGGAAGCCCUUUGUUCCCGAGAAUAAUCCCGAGAGGAACCACUGGUAUUACCGGGACCUGGAGGCCAUGGCCAGGCUCACAGGCGCAGAGCCCAUCUUCAUAGAUGCCGACUUCGAGAGCACAGUCCCUGGAGGACCCAUUGGAGGGCAGACCAGAGUCACCCUGAGGAACGAGCACGUGCAGUACAUCAUCACCUGGUACGGACUCUGCGCGGCCACCUCGUACCUGUGGUUUAAGAAAUUCCUAAGCCGGACUCCUGGUGUGUGACAAGGUUGGCGGAUGUAGCCCUGUCCCUGUACAGGUGAAGCCACUUCAAGAGAUGCGUCUUUAGGCUGAUAAGGUGU